This is a messenger RNA of Botrytis fragariae, 648 nucleotides long. Its product is annotated as putative o-methyltransferase b protein. The record is from RefSeq and is a predicted model, not a curated record. NCBI's taxonomy places the organism in Eukaryota, Fungi, Ascomycota, Leotiomycetes, Helotiales, Sclerotiniaceae. The transcript has 3 exons. Gene Ontology annotation, molecular function: O-methyltransferase activity. Bases 1 to 648 code for a protein of 215 amino acids.
AUGGACACUAUCAAGACCCUCGCUGAAGGAAUACAAAAUGCAGCAGCUACUGCAAAUGAGGCUGGCCGCAAAGAACUGUUGGACUCUCUGAGAGAUCUGCAAUAUUCUAUCGAGAAGCCUGAAGAUACAAUGCAGAGAGUCAUCCAUUUGAAACCACUCUUUGUCGAUAUAGGAGGAGCCUCAGGUCAACAAUGUAUCGAGUUUCGGAAAAGAUUUCCUGAUAUUGAAGGUCGCGUUAUAUCCCAGGAUCUACCCGGAGAAAUCGAGCAUGCCAUGUCACAAGGUCUACCCGAUGGAGUCGAGGCCAUGGUUCGUGAUUUCUACACUCCGCAGCAAGGAGCAAAAUUCUACUACCUGCGUGCCAUUCUCCACGAUCAUCUGGAUGAUAAAGCUAUUCUCAUUCUGAAGAAUAUCAUGCAAGUCAUGGAAAAAGAUGCCUUAAUCUUACUCGAUGAAAUGGUGUUGCCAAAUUGCAAUGUGGACUGGUUUGCUACGCAGACGGAUUUGACCAUGCUAGCGGCAUUCGGUUCGAUGGAGCGAACGGAAGCGCAGUGGAAAAGUCCUCUAGAAAGUGUGGGACUGAAGUUGAGGAGAACUGUUACUUAUACGCAGGCUUUCAGGCUUAGCAUAAUUGCCGCAAGUCUUUGA